Spea bombifrons (plains spadefoot toad) is the source of this 646-nucleotide messenger RNA. It is a transcript of the gene NME3, whose product is annotated as NME/NM23 nucleoside diphosphate kinase 3. The record is from RefSeq and is a predicted model, not a curated record. Gene Ontology annotation, molecular function: nucleoside diphosphate kinase activity. The transcript has 5 exons. Bases 68 to 577 code for a protein of 169 amino acids. Lineage: Eukaryota; Metazoa; Chordata; Amphibia; Anura; Pelobatidae. Gene Ontology annotation, biological process: UTP biosynthetic process; CTP biosynthetic process; GTP biosynthetic process.
UGCUCGCUCCCGCACUUGCCGGCUUGGCCCGCGGGCGCGUUCUCGUCUCUCCCUCGUUGUCCUCGCCAUGAUCUGCCUGGUGCUGACCAUCUUCGCCCACAUCUUUCCGACAGCCUGGACCGGCGUUAACGAGCGGACCUUCCUGGCCAUCAAGCCCGAUGGGUAUCAGCGGCCUCUGGUUGGCGAGAUCAUCCGUCGCUUCGAGAGGAAGGGAUUCCGCCUGGUCGCCAUGAAGAUGAUGCAGGCCUCGGAGGGACUGCUGAAAGAACAUUACAUCGCACUACGGGACAGACCUUUCUACAGCCGCCUUGUCAAGUACAUGGGAUCUGGGCCUGUAGUUGCUAUGGUUUGGCAGGGACUGGACGUGGUAAAGACGGCCCGCAUCAUGUUGGGAGAGACCAACCCUGCGGACUCCCUUCCGGGCACCAUCCGCGGGGAUUUCUGUGUGGACGUCAGCAGGAAUGUGAUACACGGCAGUGAUUCUGCAGACAGCGCCCAGCGUGAAAUCUCUCUAUGGUUCCGGCCGGAGGAGCUCGUCUGCUGGCAGCACAAUGAAGAGAGCUGGAUUUACGAGUGAUGGACGAGCCGCCGUAAAGCAAUGGGACUGCUGGGACGUCACUGUAGGAAUUAAAUUCGCUCCAUUAGA